Messenger RNA from Epinephelus moara (kelp grouper), 14397 nucleotides. It is a transcript of the gene abca12, whose product is annotated as ATP-binding cassette, sub-family A (ABC1), member 12. The coding region runs from base 241 to 13707 and encodes 4488 amino acids. Gene Ontology annotation, biological process: transmembrane transport; lipid transport. Lineage: Eukaryota; Metazoa; Chordata; Actinopteri; Perciformes; Serranidae. Gene Ontology annotation, molecular function: ATP binding; lipid carrier activity; ATP hydrolysis activity. The transcript has 71 exons. The record is from RefSeq and is a predicted model, not a curated record. Gene Ontology annotation, cellular component: intracellular membrane-bounded organelle; membrane.
AGCUUCUCACAUUAGCACAAGGCAGAGACACGGAGAAGUGAAAGUUAUUGUUAAAUUUACCAUUACCGUGACGUUAUUUUUUAUUUCAGCUGUGAAUUUCCUGUUUUUCUGCCAUAACCGACUGAUGGAAAGGGCAUCCUGCUAGGGGUCACCUAGCGCCAUGUCCUUCUUAUGCCUGCGAGCAACUGUUAGAUAAUUUGACCAAUUAAAGGGGACAGACGGAAACAGCUUCCUCUACAGAUGGCCUUCUUCCGGCAACUGAAACUUCUUCUCUGGAAGAAUGGGCUGGCGGUCAUCAGACAGCCGCUAUGGUCCCUCACUCUGGUUAUCUGGCCUCUGAUCAUCUUCAUCAUCAUUGCUGUGACCCGCAACCAGUUCCCUCCAGUCAUCAAAGAUACAUGUUAUGUGGGAUCCAGAAACCUACCCAGCUCCGGCUUCUUCCCUUUCCUGCAGACCCUGAUGUGCAACACAGAUGGCAGCUGCCACAACAAAUCCCACCUGGCGGGCUCAGCUGCAUCAAAGUCAUCUAAAAGAUACUCACGGGAGGCAAGCCCGGAUCACCCGCUGAAGGUUUCCCCGAUGGCGAACCUGAUUGAGGGAGCAGGUUUUUUCAACAUCUCCAGGGACCCCAGCUAUGAUCCUGAAAAACUGAUUAAAGCCAUGAACAGCUUUUUGGGUUCAUCCUACCAAGGAAUGCCUCAUAAUGCCUCUCUCAUGAACGGCAUGAAUACAACUCUUCUGGGAGAUGAGGAGGGCGUCAAUGAAAUGCUGGACUCAAUGAACCUGUUGAAAAGAGCCAUCUGCACCCUGAUGCUGCCCAGGAUGAACACAACCUCACCCGACGCCCUCUCCUACGCUGUGGUCACUUUCUGCAGGUCCAACAACAGUUUGUUUGAAGUCUCGCUCAACACACUCAACCAGAUACUAACGGACCUGAUUCUGACAAAACCAAAUGAGACGUUGACGGUGGCCGGGGCAGCGGUGUUGGUGUUCGAUCAGCUGCAGAAUCAGACCGCACUGUGGGAAACCCUUUUAAAUGUUCCCCAGCUCUUGUCUUCUGGUUCUUUUGACGAAAUGCUGGCCAGCGCAGGGACCCUGCUCACCAACAUACAGCGCGCCAUGCAUGUCCUCCAGGGCAAUUUCCCUGAAGCCAGUGCCUCACUGUCCCCAGUGCAUCCGCUCCUCGCUGGAGGAAUCAACCUGGUCCACUAUGCUCAAAACUGGCCCGGCAAAGAUGUGUCCAUUUCCCUCAGAGAGGUUGUCACAUUAGAGAAUGACACACUUAGUGACAUGGUCAGACUUGUUCUGCAAGAAGUCACAAUACCACUGAACAAGGCUAUCUUCUUGACAUUGGACAGAGAAAUGGUGCUUAUGUACGUGUGUGAAAACAGCAGUAACCCAUUCUGGCUCACAGCAGCAUGCAGUACAGGGGCAGUGGACAUGCUUCUGGGAUGGAUCAGCCCUGGCGAGGUGGCAAAGCAGGUUCUUCGGGUAUGGAGUGAGCAUGUUGCUCCACAUGACAUAUCCUUCGCCAAAGGGCUGCUGCACAGUCUGAUGGGAGGUCCAUCUCCCGGAGGACCGGGAGGCUCCAACAUCACGAGGACCUACCGUAGCGUAGUUACACAACCACAAAACCCUGAGGAGGAGCUAUUUUUGGGGGUCGGUCAAUUGGUGAUGGAGACUAUAGCAUUUGUACCGGAGUUGGAUAUGGUUGUCCAGGUCAUCCUCAAAACUGGCUUUCAGUCCAUGAGGUCAGUGGCACAGGCCCUGGAAACAGCAGAAGAAUUAGUGGGCAGUGUCCUGGAAUGUGCUCAUCAUCUCAAAAUGACUUACCUAACGUUGCUGACAAACCAGACUGAGGCAAACGUUUGGAUUGGUCGUGUCAGGGACAGUGUCAUGGAAGUGAUUACAGAGAUACAGUCACCCGAGCCUUCAACAUGUGAGGAUGUGUUGGGUCCCUUUGAGUGGCUUUUAACAUCAGAGAACGUACCAGUUGAGAUUUGGAAAGCAUUGAUCUGUCAGGACACCUCCCCUCUGGAGCAAGCGCUACAGGCGGGCCGGCUGCCAUUGGUUCAGAAGGCACAAGACGUGUACAACACCAUCACAGAACAAACAGACGACAACGUGACACUUCCUAUGAUUCUCUCAGAGUGGCACAAGCUGCAAAACUUCAGUAUGCAGUUUGGCAUGCUUUUGGACACACUGGUCACAGGACUGGGUGGAGCAUACUGGAUGGACUGGAUGCCAGACAACAACGAUCAUAAUGUUACCGACACUCUUCAACAAAGUGUUUUCUUGCUCAUGGUGAAUGUGGGAGAACAGAUUGAGGAGAGUCAACUGUGGCCUGAGGUAAAGAAUUCUGUCCAUGCGCUUUACUGGAUUUUGAACUACAGCCCCGGUGUCACAACUCAGCCAGCAAACUGUUCUAUCAACAUCUACAACCAGGUCCUUGAGUGUAAUACUGGUUUGAACUGGCCACAGUUUGUUCAAAGAAUGACUCAGGUUCUGAUGUCACCAAACCAAGAUGUCCUGGUGCAAUGUCUCAAAGGAACUGUGAAUCUGUUGCAGCAUGCAUAUGGUGAUGUCUUUCAACAAAUGAUCGGGUCAGGUUUGAAACAAGAAAUCACAGGAGGAGACGCGCUCUCCGCCUACCUGAUAAACCUGAUGCGAAACCUGGCUAGCUUUGUCAACUCUAUCUCCAUGCUUCCCGAUGAAAACAUUGCUGACCCUGAUGUCAUGCUUCCCCACAUCGGUAACCUGUUACAGUCUGUAGGUCUAAGACCACUGCUGCCUCUGCUCGUCGGUGAAGGUCCUUUCAAUGUCUCCACAGUGCUCGAUGUUGCCUCGAAAAUUGGCAGGCUCAACCAGCACAUUUUUACCUUUAAUGAGACAGACCCUACAAUGCCAGAACUGGAACGGUUGAUAAGAUUCUUUCUCUCCUUGGAGGGUAACCUCACCAUCUCUCUCAGCCACAUCAUGGGACACACUCUGCUUACCUAUUCGGACUACUUCCACCCUGACGAUGCGGCUCAUCUCAUACAGGCCAUCCGGCCAUUCACCAACCAGACCUCAGCUGGCGUUGUUGAAGCCAUCCUCAGUGCCAUGGAGCUACUGAAGACAGUGAUGGAUUCUCCAAAUGGUGACCCAACUAACAUCAUUCUUGGGUACAUACGCCAGCUUCAAGAAUUUGUGAUGUCUCUGUACAGACUGCGAAAAAUCCAACAUUUCUCAUUACCAAAUGGGCAGCUCAGCCCAGCACAAGUCAAUGAUCUCCACUUGCUUUCCAAAGACUUUCUUGGACUUCUCACCCCAGAGAGCCUUCAGAACCUGUCUCAGGCUGGACCAGAUGCUGCCCUGGACAUUGUUGCACAGAAAAUUGUUGCAUUCCUACCACCUGAGGUCCAACUGGACGCUGCUCGCUUUCUCCAAGAUUUUGUCGCUCUGCAGUCUCAGGUGACCAGAUGUGCAGCAGGCCAAGACUGUUUGGCUGGAAUCUCAGAACUCUUCACGUUCCUGGAUCAGAUAUUAUACAUAAUGCUUGCGGCUGACAGUAAUGUCACCGUUACAUUAGCAAACACCAACUCUGUUCUGGAGGGGCGGGAACGUGAGGAAAUUGUAUCCCAGUUCUUCCCACUACUCCUUUCCUCAAAUGAUGCUGCCAAUGUGGAAACAUUCAAACAGAUUCUUCAUUUUGCCAGAUUGAUCAUGGCUACACCGAAUAUUACUGUGUCUGAUGUCCAGAAUGCUCUGCAACAGUCAAACCUAACCCUCGAGGAGCUAAACAACAUUACUACUCUUGCCGGAGCUGCCAACAUUAAUGACCUGGUGGUAAAUAUAAUGGAGAUUAUCAAUGCUCGCGAGUGUUUCGAGCCACAGCAUAACCAGAUGGUGACAGCCCAGUGUAUUAUGGGAUUGAUCGAUGAUGUUAGCAAUUUCCUGAGCAACAUACCUGCUCUCCGUGAUCAGGCAGCCAUCGUCUCCCUCAUCCCGUUAAUUGUCAAUAACGCAAUCAGGGAUGGCGUCCAAGCUGACUUCAGCUCCAAUCCUAACAUUGCUCUUGCACACACCUUGAACAGCACACUGGCCAAUAUCAAGAUGAACCUCCAGCUGAAUAACCUGUACACUCCAGAGAUCAUGAAUGAAAUCAGAGUGGUAGAGGGUCUCAUCCAACUGCUCGUCAACAUGGAACCAUUAAACAAGUUGAACGCCACCUCUGAUAUGGACUCCAUGCAAGCUCAGAAAGUGUAUGUUGAGAUGGUCCAAUGGUACUUGGAAAAGCUGGAAAACAUCACCAGAACAAGUUCCAUCUCAGACCUCCUUCAGCCCUUUUACUAUAUCACACACAUGCAAGUGACAUUGCAGCUGACACAGUUGAAUUUCACUUUGUUUGUCUCUAAGCAGGUUGAGACCCUGAUAUACAGCCUCCAGCACCCAAUAGAUAGUGCAGGGGUGAGUGCAAUUGGCCAAACAGCAGUUGAGAUUCUCAGGCGUCUGUUUGAACUCUUACAGAUCAACCUGGAGGCUCAGAAUGAACUCAAUCACAAUUUACUGUUUAACACAACCACUCUGCAUGCUUUUGAGCUCCAAGUUAAUCUUUACCUCAACCUCAUAGAGAUGUGGAUGAAACAACCCAAUGUCUCGCCAGUCCUCAGUAGUAUGCUCCAAUGGGGAAACCCUGACCUAAAUGCCUCCACUCCUGUGACAGACUUCCAGCACCUGCUGCAGACGAUGGUUCAUUUUCUCAGUGAGGAUCAACAGGCCUACCUCUCCAUCAUUCACAACGCCACCAUGCUGCUGAGUAAUGCCCUAAUGGUGGCAGAGCAACCAGGUGGCCUCCAGAGUGACCACUUCUUAUCCGCAAUCUUGGAAGCAGUCCAAACAGCUAUGCAGAGCCUGACCACAGCCACAGGCCCCCUGCCACCCUCUGUACAGCAGAACAUCCUGGAAAUAGUGCAGGACUCACUUAGGCUCAUUGUCCAACCAGACAUGAGUUUUGCCACAUCACGUAACAUCUCCCUCCUCAUCCUCCAGAGGGCCGAAAGCGUCAUCCAACAGACACUCGCAGAAAUGGGUGCUGAAUACCUGCUCCCUGGUAUCAGAGUGGCAACCACAUAUUUUGAGAGCAUCUCUGCAAGCAGUGGACCAGACAGAUGGAAUCAGCUGAUUCUGGAUGAGAUGGAGACACUUCAGAGCGUCCUGCCACCAAACAACCCGGCCCAGGCCUACAUCUCUGUCCUCAUUAACAUCACUCGCUUUAUCUGGGAAUCUGGCCAAGGCAACAUGAGUCUCUGGGACAGUUUUGAGAGUGCAUCAGAAGACAAUCUCCCGUUAAUUUUCAGCAGGAUGGGCAGACUCUUGAACAUGCUAUGGCCACUGAUCACGGGAGACCCAGGCCCAGAUCUAACAACUCCAUCUCUGGAGGGCUAUGCUCAUCUUGCUCCAGUCCUGGAGCACGUCCUGACAGGGAAGGCAGACCAAAUGACAUGGAACGAACUUGAAAGGAUACUAGAGGCCCUGCUGUCAACCCUCAGUGGAACAGAGAUAUGGGACAGUGUCCCUCCUGUUAUCCAAGUGUUUGAGCAAGUCAUAGGGAGUACGGUGAACAACAUUCAAGCACAGAAUGUGUUGAUACUAAGCCUCCAGACACCAGUGGCUACCCUGAUGAUACAACUUGCACAGUCUGUUAACAGCAGUCAUUUUAACUUGACUGAGGUCUCGGAAAGAAUGCAGCUUGCCAUUGAACGCACGCUGCAGGCAGUUGAGCAGGCUAACGGCACAUUGGAGUGCAGUGAAGUUCUCAGAGCAUGGGAGCCAGUAAGAGAGGCAGCUGGGUUAAACCACGCCACCUUGGCUAUGUGGUGCAACAUCAACCUGCAGCCUCUUUUAGAGGCCUACGCUGAAGCCAACGCUGUUUACGCCCACAUGAACAUGAGCCACAUGGGUGUGGGACCAAUGACUGUGAGCGCCACAGCUGCCAGGAUUGUCAGGAGUAUACAGUCUCUCUACCAAGUCAACAUCAACAGCACACUUGUGACAGGGCAGCUCCUCGAGGCUUUCAUCAGCCAACUCUCUGUGCUCGCAGGCCAGCCUCUGAGCCAUGAGGCACAGCUUCAUUGGUUCAAGCAGCUCCAAAACAUGCAGUUGCAAAACAGUUUGUCUUCUCUCAAAAUGCUCUCAGAUGAGCUGGUAAAGGUGGCCCCAUUCCUGCAGCCUUGCAUGGAGGCUCUACAGAAAACAGUGCACUACAUCCUUGAUAACUACCAUCGCAUAGAAGAGGGCAGCUCGUCCGAGGAACUCUUUGGAGAAGCAAUAAUGAUCUUCCUGUCUUCUGCAAAUAUCACGUCAGAUGACAUGAUGUUGGGACAAUUUUCUGAAUUCAAUGAAGCAUCUCUUAUCGACAUAAUGAGAGAAGCUAUGAAACUGAUGAUUGACAUUGAGUUAUUUGGGGAUGCACCUAUGAUAUACCAAGCCAUGGAACAGUUUCUGGCAAGCAACGACUCGAGGGUGAUGAUACAGAAAGUGGCCGAGAUGUUUGAGUGGUUCGCCUCCACUCAAGCUUCUGGACUGGAUCUGCUGAUUCAGGCUCUACCUAAAAUCUACGACAUCCUUCGUCCUCUCUGGGCUGUUCUGACCCAAAUGGAUAUAGAAAUACCACCAAUCAUGGAGCAGUUUGAAGACAUACUUGCAGUACUGCGGCAGUUCAUCCUCACCAGUGGUCCUCUGACUCCCAUGGACCACUAUCCGGGUAUGUUUCAGCAGGAAAUGACAGGCGCUAACCAUACGAUGAGGGUCCGAAAUAGACGCGAGACCUCAUUGAUGCCGGCAAGGACGCCCAUGGAUGACUUCAUAGACCUCUUCCAAAUUGACUACCCUGCCAUGUUCAGAGCCAUCUCCGCCCCUGUUACCACAGAAGAAGUUACAGAGACAAUCCACAUGUUCUUUGCCAAUCCUGAUCUGAGCGUUGUGGUGAAAGGAGCUACAGGCAACAUGCCGUGGGGCAUGGCUGCCUCUCGGGAAGGGAUCAUUGAUGCUGCCCUUGGGAUGCUCUCCUUCUUCACUAUUCCUGGCGCGUUUCAGAUGUCAUCAAUGGAUCCUCUGAUGAAUGCUGCCAAUAUGCUUCCCGAUGACUUUCCAUUCUCCUCACUGCUUAAAAAUAUCACCAGAGUGCUUGCCGGUGAAUCUCAAGAGAACCUGAUGCUCAUACAAGAGGCCAUCCAAACAGCCGCUGCGCUCCUCGAGAUCAGCCCGACAGACCCGCGAUUCACAGAGCAACUUGGCCACCUGGAAUCCAAGGUGUGCGACCUGGAGGAAACAGAGACUGUGCGUCUGCUGAUGUCGGCCCUCUCCAUUCGGCCUGGGCAACUGUGUCACACUCUUCUACCCAGCCUGAAGGCCUUGGUUGAGAGUCUGAUUAACAACACGACUUACCUGACAGAUGUCAUCUUCCAGGCUGUCAUCGGAGACCCUAAAACCUACAAUGUUCACACAGACUGGUCCUCAGCGUUGAGUCAAGGUUUGGGCUUUAACACCAGCAGCCUGAGGUCCUUAAACAUUAACAUCACCUCCCCAGGAGUGGUGACGGUCGGUGAAAUGCUGAGGGAUAAAGAAGCCUUCAUCAUGGAAGUUCAACAACGCAUGAAUUUUGAUCCAGCUACUCUCCACCUCUUGAUGGCAACCACACUGCCAAACAACAACUUAGAGAUUCUAUCAUGGUUGGUCAACCUUCGCCAUUGCAACUCCACAGCAGCCUUGGAAAUGAAAGCGACAGAUGUGGUCAUCCUAACGACCUUCUGCUCCAUGUCUGUCGAGCAGUGGUACACCUUCUCACUGCUGAUGGCUCGCCAUCUCAACGUGGAGAAACUCAUCUACAGAAUGGUGCUGUCUGAGGAAAUACAGAGCCUCGUGGGAGUGAUGAUCAAGAUGGCUGAGGUUAUAAUUGACAUGAUGGACAUGAUUCUUCCUGCUAUCGGUCAGCUUCGAAACUACAUGGUCUCCAUCCAGGACCUCAACCUGCCUGAUGAACACGAAUUCGACCGGAUGGUGAAAGGACACCAUGACACCAUCUCGACUAGAGCUACAUUUGUCACCCUAUCUCGAGCGUUGUGCAGCAAAGGUAUUGUGGCUCUGCUUGGAAUCUCCAAACUCCCCACCAUGCCGGAUUCAAACUCUUCCUUCCUUGACCAGCAGAGGGAGGAGAUGAUCGAGAGAUUCAAGAUUCCAAAAACUGCCUCUCCGUUUUGUAUGAACAUGUACCUUGACAUGGUCAAUACCACGGGAGGAGCCAUCGCCUGGGCCUUCCUCAAACCAAUGCUAAUGGGACAAAUUCUGUACACCCCUGACACACCCAUCACCAGGGCCAUAAUGGAGAAGGCCAAUGCCACCUUGCAGGUGUUUGCAAAUCUGAGGAAGUACUCCAAGGAGUGGAUCGACUCCUCCAACUACAUCAUGAACUCGGCCGAAAUACUCGGCCACACAUUGCCAAUGCUGCAGAAUUCCCUCGGCAAUUCCUUUGUUCAGAAUUUCAUUGAGAUGCAGACAGACAUCAAUGUCGGCAGAAUGAAGGAGACGCUCAGCAACUUCUCUAACAUGACCAUCAUGCUGGAGAAAAACAAACACAUAAUGGAUCAGAUCACAACCUUGUCCACCCUGAUGGUGAACCUCUCCUCCUGCAUCAAGUUUGACCGUUACCGUGGCUACGACACUGCCGACCAGAUGAACGCCGAAGCUCAGGAUCUUGCCAAAAACCGUGAUCUCUAUGCAAGUGUCAUCUUCAAGCUUCCCAAAGACGAGGGCACAUCCAGGAAGCGUCACGCCAGGUCUUCCUCCUCCACAUCUUCCCUCCCUCCCAAAGUCAGCUACACCAUCCGCAUGCACAUGGACAACGUCAUGCGUACUGACAGAGUCCGGAACCCCUAUUAUGUCAAGGAGAACCACAUCUGGUCCAAGCAGACACUACGCUACAACCGGGGCUUUGUCUACCUGCAGGAGAACAUUGACCGGGCAAUCAUUGAGACCCAGACCGGACAGAAAGUCACAGAUCCAGCCGUCCAGCUGCAGCCCUUCCCCUAUCCCUGCUACUACCGAGAUGAGUACCUGGAGGCCAUCUCUUUUGUCUUCCCACUCAUGCUCAUGAUAGCCUGGGUGCUGUUUGUGGCUGAUUUUGUGAAGAAGCUGGUGCACGAGAGAGAGCUGAGGCUGCAUGAGUACAUGAAAAUGAUGGGAGUCAACCCGCUCAGCCACUUCUUCGCCUGGUUCCUGGAGUGCGCCUCCUACUUGUUGAUGACCAUCUUCAUCCUCACGCUGGUGCUGAAAUAUGGCAACAUUCUGCCCAACAGUGACGGCUUCCUCCUUUUCUUGUACCUGUGCGACUACGGUUUGAGCAUCCUGUCCUUCAGUUACCUGGUCAGCUCCUUCUUUGACAAGACCUACAUCGCCGCCCUGAGUGGCAGCCUCCUCUACAUCCUCUGCUUCUUCCCCUUCAUUGUGGUCAUGGCCAUGGAGACAAAUUUGACCUUCUCCGAGAAGAGCGCCCUGAGUUUGUUUUCCCCGACCUGUUUCAGUUAUGCUAGUCAAUACAUCUCCCGGUAUGAGGCCCAAGGAGAAGGCAUUCACUGGAGCAAUUCAUACACUUCGCCCAUGUCUGGAGACACAGCUUCGUUUGGUUGGCUCUGCUGGCUGAUGCUCAUCGACUCCAUCCUCUACUUCAUCAUCGGGGCUUACAUCCGCAUGGUAUUCCCAGGAAAGUAUGGCAUCCCUGCCCCUUGGUACUUCCCCUUCAAAGCCUCCUUCUGGGCUGACCUGUGCUGCUGCGUUAAGUCAAAGAGUAACGUAGGCAGAGGACUCCUCUUCUCAAACAUCAUGCAGAAAAACCAGCCUGUCUUCUCUGACGACAAGGAAAAAGGCCAGAACACUCUUUCCUCUCAGACCGGCGAGGAUUUCUCAGAGCUCCCAGUGGGCGUUGCCCUCCACGGCCUUAGCAAGAUAUAUGGUGACCGAGUAGCUAUUGAAAACCUUAAUGUAGCCUUCUACGAGGGCCACGUCACCUCUCUGCUUGGUCACAAUGGAGCCGGCAAGACCACCACCAUGUCUCUCCUGACUGGCCUUUUCGCCCCAUCAUCUGGCUCCAUCGAGGUGUACGGCAGAGACAUGCAGAGUAACAUUGAAGACAUUCGCAGAGAGCUGGGGGUGUGCAUGCAAUAUGACGUCCUGUUUGACCACAUGACCGCCAAGGAGCACCUGCUGCUGUAUGGCCAGAUCAAGGCACCACACUGGUCACACAAGGAACUGCGUGAACAAGUCCGCACGAUCCUAGAGGAGACAGGCAUGUAUGUUCACAGACACAAGCGGGUGGGCACCCUGUCAGGCGGCAUGAGGCGCAAGCUGUCAAUCUCCAUCGCCUUCAUAGGGGGCUCCCGCUUGGUGGUUUUGGAUGAACCCACCACAGGAGUCGACCCCUGCUCAAGACGCCACAUCUGGGACAUUGUUAUCCAGCACAAGAAAAAUCGCACUGUCAUCAUGUCCACCCACCACCUGGAUGAGGCUGAAGUUCUGAGUGACCGCAUCGCCUUCCUGGAGAGAGGAGGAUUAAAAUGCUGUGGAUCCCCCUUCCACCUAAAGGACAAGCUGGGUCAGGGCUACAAACUCACUCUCACCAAGAAGGUGCAGAACCUAGACUCUGAGCCGAUGGACAAUGCUGAGAUGAAGGCCUUCAUCCAAGCUCAUAUACCGGAAGCACGUCUGAAAGAAGCCCAGGGCGGCGACCUGGUCUACUCCCUGCCUCCCUUCACCUCAUCCAACGCCUCCUCAUACCGCUCUCUCCUGACCGCGCUGGACUCCAACCUGGACGCCCUGCAGCUGGGGGGCUAUGGCAUAUCUGACACCACCCUAGAAGAGGUGUUCCUCCAGCUGACUCACGGAAGCACAGUAGUCGGGGGUGAGGACGGCCCCCUGUCUAUCUCAGAGACAAUUUCAGACACGGAUUCCAUCGACAGCUUCCCCUCAGACUCCAGUGGAAGCAUCUACAACUUUGGCGACAAGAUCAAGCUUACCGGUUCAUCCGUGGUGCACGGCAUGGCCUUGGCCUGGCAGCAGAUGGCAGCCAUGCUGAUCAAGAGGUUCCACCACAGCCGCAGAGACUGGAAGGGCCUGAUCUCCCAGAUCCUGCUCCCUGUUCUGUUCAUAGUGUUUGCUAUGGGCCUGAGCUCCAUCAAGAAAGACCUGCGGCACUAUCCGGAGCUGGAGCUCAGCCCUGCGCUUUACAACUUUGAACCAAGCUACUCUUUCUUCAGUAACAAAAAUCCCAACUCCGCCCAUCUUGUGGACACUAUGAUGUCAUUCCCCGGGAUCGAUAACGCCUGCCUCGCCAAGCCCAGUAACCUGGUCUGCACAAGAAGCACAAACAACUGGAGUUCCAGAGGGAACAGCUCGAAACCAUUUAACGUCUGUAAAUGCACCCAUCAGGAACAGAUUUGUGAUGCGAACAACUUCCAGCCCCCCCAUAAGAAGAUCUCUUCGUCUCAGAUUAUGUACAACCUGAGUGGCAUCGACGUGGAGAAGUACCUUGUGGCCACAACUAAUGACUUCAUCAGGAACAGAUAUGGUGGCUUUUCUCUAGGCAUGCCCCUCCCUCCUGACUUGCUCAUGGAUAUAACAGCGGUGCCCAAAAAUCGCACUCUGUCUAAGGUCUGGUUCAACCCAGAGGGCCAUCACACAAUGCCAGCAUACUUAAACAGCCUCAACAACAUCAUCCUACGCGCCAAUCUUCCAGCAGACAAGGAUCCACAUAAAUAUGCCAUUUCAGUUUCCAGUCACCCCUAUUUCGGCCGGGCGGAUGAUGAAGACUCAGUUGUCCAGGGAAUGCUCCAGAUCCUAGUGGCUAUGUGUGUGCUGACGGGUUAUUCAAUCACAACAGCCAGCUUCGCCAUCUAUGAAGUCAGCGAGCACCACAGCGGCUCUAAGAGGCUCCAGCACAUUUCUGGCAUCAGCGAGCCUUUCUACUGGGCUGUGAACUUCUUCUAUGACAUGCUCAUGUAUUUGAUCCCUGUGACUUUGACUGUUGCCGUGAUCGCAGCCUUCCAGAUUCCAGCAUUCACAGAUCGGCAAAAUUUAGGCGCUGUCACCCUGCUUCUGGUCCUCUUUGGGUUUUCCACCUUCCCCUGGAUGUAUCUGUUGUCGGGCGUCUUCAAGGAUGCAGAGAUGGCCUUUAUUGCCUAUGUGUGCAUCAACCUCUUCAUCACUACCAACACCAUCCUGUCCACCUCCGUCCUGUACUUCAUGAAUCAGAUUUCAAUAAAUAAACCUGAGUUCAUCCAGGAGCUCUUUGAGAGGCUGAGCUACGCCUUCCUAAUCUUCCCGCAGUUCAACUUUGGGAACGGGCUGGUAAAGUUGGCCAGGAUGAACAUAGAGGUUCAGCUGCUCAGUGGCUACGGCAUUGACGCAUAUAAAAACCCAUUCUCCAUGGAAGCCCUGGGCUGGAUGUUAAUCUGCUCCUUCAUCCAAGGCGUAGUCUUCUUCACGCUGCGCCUCCUGCUCAACAGGUUCCUGAUUCGCAAAGUCAGAAAUCUGAUUAGGGGCAGCAAGAAGGUGCUAAAUGCGCCUUGUGAGGAUGAAGAUGAGGAUGUGGUGGCUGAACGCCAGCGGGUGUCCAGUGGAGCAGCCAGCACAGACCUACUGCAGGUCAACCAGCUGACUAAGGUCUAUCAACACCUCAAGAGGAAGAUCCAUGCUGUCAAGAAGCUCUCUGUGGGCAUCCCUGCAGGAGAGUGCUUUGGUCUGCUGGGAGUGAACGGAGCAGGAAAAACUACCACCUUCAAGAUGCUGACUGGAGACGUUAGCCCCACUGAUGGCACAGCACAGAUCAGGGACUGGGAUGGGCGGUUGGUUGACAUCAUGGAGUGCCGUAACAAGGGAAUUAACAUCGGCUACUGUCCCCAGGUGGAUGCGCUCGACAACCUGCUCACUGGAGAAGAGCACUUGUACUUCUACGCUCGCAUCCGAGGCGUCUCAAAGAGGGAGAUAGACAGGGUGGUGAACUACCUACUGAAGAGGCUGGAGCUAGGCUACCACAGAAGCAUCAUCACUGAUGGAUACAGUUGCGGCACCCGCAGGAAGCUCUCGACUGCGCUGGCUCUCAUCGGGCAUCCGCAGAUCCUGCUCCUGGAUGAGCCAAGCUCUGGCAUGGACCCUCACACCAAGCGUCACCUGUGGAAAAUCAUCUCAGAAGAAGUGAAGGGAAAAUGUGCCGUGGUCCUCACCUCUCACAGCAUGGAGGAGUGUGAGGCACUGUGCGGCCGUCUUGCCAUCAUGGUGAAAGGUCAGUUCCGUUGCCUGGGCUCCCUGCAGCACAUUAAGAACAGGUUUGGCAGCGGGUUCACUGUGAAGAUGUACUUGGCCAAGGCCUCCUGUGAUGCAGAGGCAAUCACUGGCUUCAUGCAGCGCCGAUUCCCCAGCACUUAUCUCAAGGACCAGCACUCGACUAUGGUGGAGUACCACGUACCAAUUGCACCAGGAGGGGUGGCUGACAUCUUCAACCAGCUGGAGUCCAACAAGAAUGCUCUGCAGAUCAAACACUUCUCUGUGAGCCAGACCACACUGGAUGAGGUCUUCAUCAACUUUGCCAUGGGAAAGAUCGCCAUGGAAUCCAUAGCUCUCAACAGCGAAGACGAGGAGUGCGACGUCCCAGACUCCAUUAAGGCAGUCGAGACGUAGAGCUGACUGCCAUCUUUUCUUUGCCAUGUUAUCUAUUUCCACUGUGAAAUGUGAAAACCUGUGUUUAUAGCAAAGCUACCCUCAAUAUAUAUGUGCAAAAGACGAAUUUAAACCAUUCAUAUUUAAAAUGACUGAUUAUUUCUUCAAAGUGUUUUGACCGAUCACAUGAAGGAUAACUUAUAUUAAAAGGGCACAUGCACAUUUUUAUACAUGCACAGAUGAAAAAAGUUGAUAAACUGAAGUUUCCCAUUAAUACUCUGAAUCUUAUUAUUUAUGAAGGAUAAAAUUACUCGUAUAGGCUAUUCAUUUCUCUCUGUGGUUGGGGCACUGUUAACCGUUAGAUUGUAUACCGUAGCAAAUGAAAAACACUUAAUUUUCUAUUUAGAAUCUUUUUCUAUUUGACCUUUAUGUUUGCAAAACAUGGUUUUACAUCUUAAAGUACUCAUACUAGAUAUAUAACAUGUUUAAAGAUGUUAUUCUUUUAAUCUAACAAACGGAAAUAUUCACACUCAGAGGAACAUCCUCGCAAUGCACUUUUUCCCUUCGCAUUAAUACUUCCUCUAAGGGCAUACCUAACUUUUAGAAUGAAUGUAAUGAAUAUUUAAUUGUCUUUUUCCUGCUUGUGGACCAGUUCCAAAUUGUCUUGAAUGUAUCAAAUCUAUUUUUAUUAUUCCAAUAAAGCUAUUUUUC